This is a messenger RNA of Drosophila biarmipes, 1131 nucleotides long. RefSeq names its product RNA-binding protein Rsf1 (gene Rsf1). The record is from RefSeq and is a predicted model, not a curated record. NCBI's taxonomy places the organism in Eukaryota, Metazoa, Arthropoda, Insecta, Diptera, Drosophilidae. The transcript has a single exon. Gene Ontology annotation, cellular component: nuclear speck. Bases 134 to 733 code for a protein of 199 amino acids. Gene Ontology annotation, biological process: mRNA splicing, via spliceosome. Gene Ontology annotation, molecular function: RNA binding.
CAACGAGUUUAACCACCCUGGUCGAAAACUUGAUAUAGAUACAAACGCUAAAUUGUCCGGUGGUGAUAACUUAUUGAUUAUUUAUUUUUCAAGCAGGUAUCUGAAAGGGAUAUCGCAGAAACAGUAGCUCUAGAUGUCUAGCAUGGGUGAUCAGCGCGGGACGAGGGUGUACGUUGGCAACCUGACCGAUAAAGUGAAAAAAGACGAUCUGGAGGGGGAGUUCACAAAGUACGGCAAGCUAAAUUCGGUGUGGAUAGCAUUCAACCCCCCGGGCUUUGCGUUCGUGGAGUUCGAGCACCGCGACGACGCCGAAAAGGCGUGCGACAUACUGAACGGCUCCGAGCUCCUGGGGUCCCAGCUGCGAGUGGAGAUCUCGAAGGGGAGGCCGCGCCAGGGUAGGCGUGGCGGCCCUGCCGAAAGGGGCCGACGCGGUGAUUUCGGUCGACACAGCAUCACGAGCAGCGGCAGCGGCGGCGGAGGCUUCCGGCAGCGUGGCUCCAGCGGCUCCUCCAGCCGGCACACGGAGAGGGGCUACAGCUCCGGCCGGUCGGGGGCAAGCAGCUAUAAUGGACGUGACGGCGGCGGAAGCGGCUUCAACCGACGCGAGGUGUACGGCGGCGGACGCGAGAGCGGCCGCUACAGCAGUGGAAGCAGCGCCAGCUACGGACGCACUGGCGGCCAAUCAGCUGGACGCUUCCGAUCUCGCUCGCCGGUCAGCAACCAUCGAUUCUAAUGACAAGACCCCUCAUAGCUGCCUAUGAGUAAAUAUUAAUGAAUAAUAACUUAAGUGCGACACCGUAAGCGCUGACUCGAAAUAUUCAAAAGCUUAGCGCUCGAUCGUUUUCGAUCGGCCAGCCGACAGCAAGAACAAAAACAACACCCCACAUCAAGCAAACUGAUAGUCGUCGUCGUAUUUUCAUUAUUUAUUUACAAAUACCCAUUAAUAACAUGACAAUUGCAAGCACAUAAAAUUUAAGUUAUAACGUAGAAAACUAGUAAGAAGAAGUACGCUAAGACUCGAACAACGUCAAACCAAAUUCUAGAAGUACGCAAUUUUAAUAAAGAAAAUGCGGAAAAGUUUCUCGUAUACGUACAAGCUUUCGCAUCAUAAUUGGUCUAAAUACUAAAGAA